Molecule: messenger RNA, 2292 nt
Organism: Nelumbo nucifera (sacred lotus)
Lineage: Eukaryota; Viridiplantae; Streptophyta; Magnoliopsida; Proteales; Nelumbonaceae
Product: glucose-6-phosphate isomerase 1, chloroplastic-like
Biological process (GO): glucose 6-phosphate metabolic process; gluconeogenesis; glycolytic process
Cellular component (GO): cytosol
Molecular function (GO): glucose-6-phosphate isomerase activity; carbohydrate derivative binding; monosaccharide binding
Source: RefSeq, a predicted model, not a curated record
ACAUAAUACACCAACCACUCAAGCUUUCAAGCUUCAAUCCAGAAAGGAAAAAACCAAAAAUUAAUUAAUGGAGUGAGGGGCUUCUCUCUUUCAUACUUUCCCUCUCUCUCGUUUUCUUCGUCAACUAGCUGUUGCAAUGGCAUGCGCCUCGGGCGUCUGUACUUCUUCUUCGUCGACCUUUAAGCCCGAACAGGUCAUUGUAAGAGCAACGAGAACAGCAACGACGGCAUCAUCUUCUCUUGCUCCAUCUCCCAGGUUUCCUAGAAAUGAUUCUGUUUCAUGUCCGAACCGUUGCAAACUCGUGGCUCGGUCUUCCUGUCGCUCUUUUCAUCUCAGGCCAACUCAAUCCAUUGGUCGAGAGGUUCCGGCGAAUUUGUUGAGGCCGGACGUCGUUCAAAAGGAAUUGGAGAAGGAUCCGGUAGCUCUAUGGCGUCGUUACAUUGAUUGGCUUUACCAACACAAGGAGCUGGGGCUGUAUCUUGAUGUCAGUCGGAUUGGAUUUACGGACGAAUUCGUGGAACAGAUGGAACCGAAGCUCCAAGCUGCUUUCAGGGCCAUGGAGGAGCUUGAGAGGGGAGCAAUUGCUAAUCCUGACGAGGGGCGCAUGGUUGGUCAUUACUGGCUUCGGAACUCUCGGCUUGCGCCUACCUCGUUUCUCCUCUCGCAGAUUGACAACACUCUCGAGGCUAUCUGCAAGUUCGCAAAUGAUGUCAUCGGUGGUAAGAUUAAGCCCCCAUCAUCUCCAGCAGGUCGCUUUACUCAGGUUCUUUCUGUGGGGAUUGGAGGCUCAGCUCUGGGACCACAGUUUGUUGCAGAGGCUUUAGCUCCAGAUAAUCCUCCUCUUAAGAUAAGAUUCAUUGAUAAUACAGAUCCAGCUGGAAUUGAUCAUCAAAUUGCACAGCUUGGAUCUGAGUUGGCUUCAACACUUAUUAUAGUGAUUUCCAAGAGUGGUGGUACCCCUGAAACUCGGAAUGGUCUGUUGGAAGUACAGAAGGCUUUUCGUGAUGCUGGCCUUGAUUUCUCAAAACAGGGCGUUGCUAUUACACAAGAAAAUUCUUUGUUAGAUAACACAGCUAGGAUUGAAGGGUGGUUAGCAAGAUUUUCAAUGUUCGAUUGGGUCGGUGGUAGAACCUCUGAAAUGUCUGCAGUUGGUCUACUUCCUGCAGCACUCCAGGGAAUAGAUAUUAAAGAAAUGCUUGCUGGUGCAUCCCUAAUGGAUGAGGCAACUAGGGCCAGUGUGGUGAAGAAUAACCCUGCAGCUUUGCUUGCUUUAUGCUGGUAUUGGGCUUCUGAUGGAGUGGGGUCAAAGGAUAUGGUUGUACUUCCUUACAAGGAUAGCUUGCUACUGUUUAGUAGGUAUCUGCAGCAGUUGGUCAUGGAAUCACUUGGGAAGGAAUUUGACCUCAAUGGUAAUCGGGUGAAUCAAGGGCUUACAGUCUAUGGGAACAAAGGGAGCACUGAUCAGCAUGCCUACAUUCAACAACUGAGGGAGGGGGUACACAACUUCUUUGUUACCUUCAUUGAAGUAUUACGUGAUAGGCCCCCUGGUCAUGAUUGGGAGCUGGAACCAGGUGUCACAUGUGGUGAUUAUUUGUUUGGAAUGCUACAGGGGACAAGAUCAGCCCUUUAUGCCAAUAAUCGAGAAUCUAUUACAGUCACAGUGCAAGAAGUGAAUCCGAGAUCUGUGGGGGCCUUAAUAGCAUUGUAUGAACGAGCUGUUGGGAUCUAUGCUUCAUUGGUCAACAUCAAUGCUUAUCACCAACCUGGUGUAGAAGCUGGGAAAAAGGCAGCAGCAGAAGUAUUAGCUCUUCAGAAGAGGGUUUUGGCUGUACUAAAUGAAGCUAGUUGCAAGGAGCCUGUGGAACCUUUGACAGUGGAAGAGAUAGCUGACCUUUGCCAUGCUCCUGCUGAUAUUGAAAUGAUAUUCAAGAUUGUCGCGCACGUGGCAGCCAAUGAUAGAGCACUUAUUGCUGAGGGCAACUGUGGUUCACCUAAGAGCAUCAAAGUUUUCCUUGGGGAGUGCAACAUCGAAGAACUGUAUACAUAAGCUGUAUCAAAGAAUUCAAUUAUCAAUUUACAUGUCUUGUAUUUGUAUUCAUGGUUGUAGGAAGAGUCCCAAUCAGUGGGCUCUAGCCAUGAAUUCUGUUUGAACUAGUUUCUCUUUCUCACAAGCUGGAAUCUACCAAGGCAAUAAAAUAAAGUUCUGUUUAUGGGAAACCUAAGAUGCUCACCACUUUAUUCCACAGAGAGUUGGAAAUUGAAAUAAAAAAUUAUUGAUACGGAUUUUAUUAA